CUAUUGGAGAAUUACCUUUAUGGUUAGAACGAACCAAAUAUAACUAGAAGUUAAAGUUUCGUUGAAGUUGAAUUAUUUAAAGUUGAUGCAAAUGAGUGCCAAGAAAGAGACAGAGACAGAUGAGAUCCACCAGAAAGUUUUCGUUUUUUUUAUUGGAGUGAAAGCUAAAUCUAUAUGUUGAUUUUGCAUUAAUCGGCCCAAUAUCGCCAUCGGCUAUCUAUUCCCUCCAAAUCAAGCCAAAUAAAACUGAACCCACCAAUUCUUUCAAUCCCUUUGAUUUUAUCGAUUCUUCAAUCACCUCCAAAUGGGAUUCGUCCCCUUCUGAGUUUGAUUACAUACCCUUUGUUUCUAAUCGAAACUUGUGAAUGGCGAGGGAUAAACCCACCGCCGGCAUCGAAAUCAAGGUUCAUUCCCGUCAUGGGGAACACGAGGUUCAACCGGCGGCUGCCAGAUCACGGCCGUCGGGGACUUCUCCGAUCGAAUUUGGUCAGUACCGGCCAUUUAAGAAGUGGGUUCCAUGGCUGGUGCCGGUUUUUGUGGUUGCUAAUUCCGUUAUGUUUACAAUUUCUAUGUAUGUUAAUGAUUGCCCCAAAAACUCUGCCUCUUGCAUUGGUAGGUUUUUGGGUAGGUUCUCAUUUCAGCCGCUUAAAGAGAAUCCCCUUCUUGGCCCUUCUUCUUCAACAUUAGAAAAGAUGGGUGCUCUGGAAGUUGAUAAAGUGGUUUAUGGGCACCAGGCAUGGAGAUUGAUCUCUUGUUUAUGGCUACAUGCAGGGGUGUUCCAUAUACUUGCUAACAUGUUGAGUCUUGUUUUCAUUGGGAUAAGGCUCGAGCAAGAAUUUGGCUUUGUUCGAAUUGGAAUGCUGUACAUUGUAUCUGGGUUUGGUGGCAGUUUGAUGUCGGCUCUGUUUAUCCAGUCGGGUAUCUCAGUAGGUGCUUCGGGUGCUCUUUUUGGUCUCUUAGGAGGCAUGUUGUCGGAGCUACUUACGAAUUGGACGAUAUAUGCAAAUAAGCUUGCAGCCUUGUUGACUCUCCUCUUCAUCAUCGUAAUCAAUUUGGCUGUUGGAGUGCUUCCACAUGUUGAUAAUUUUGCUCAUAUUGGAGGCUUUAUCUCAGGUUUUCUUCUGGGGUUUGUGUUUUUGGUACGUCCUCAGUUUGGGUGGGUUAGCCAACGCAAUGCACCUCGUGGAAAUAGUUCGACUUCAAAAUCUAAAUAUAAGCCGUACCAAUAUGUGCUGUGGGUUGUAUCUCUGGUGUUACUAAUUGCUGGGUUUGCAGUUGGUUUGGUCUUUCUGUUUAGAGGGGAAAAUAUGAAUGAUCGGUGUUCAUGGUGCCAUUAUUUGAGCUGCAUUCCUACGUCAAAGUGGAGCUGCAACUCGCAGAAAUUCUCUUGCGAGACAAGUCAGUUGGGAAAUCAGCUAAACAUGACGUGCCUAAGCAACGGGAGAAGCGGCUCGUAUUCGUUAACCAACAGUAGCUCCACAGAAGCAGAAAAAAUAUGUUCUCAGCUCUGCAGUUGACUUAGGUAUGAUAUAAACUUUAUACACAAGAGAAAAAAAAUGUGGAGACUUGAUAGAGCUCUUCUUCCUGUAAUUGUUUUAUGAUCAAAUUGUAUAUGACAACAUGUAAUCAUGUCUUCAUACCACAUCAAAUCUUUGCCAAGCUCAUAUUAUUGAAAUAACCCACCACCUUUCAUUCUCAUCUGUGAAA
Cucumis sativus (cucumber) is the source of this 1707-nucleotide messenger RNA. RefSeq names its product RHOMBOID-like protein 1. NCBI's taxonomy places the organism in Eukaryota, Viridiplantae, Streptophyta, Magnoliopsida, Cucurbitales, Cucurbitaceae. Bases 366 to 1517 code for a protein of 383 amino acids. Gene Ontology annotation, molecular function: serine-type endopeptidase activity. The transcript has 6 exons. Gene Ontology annotation, cellular component: membrane. The record is from RefSeq and is a predicted model, not a curated record. Gene Ontology annotation, biological process: proteolysis.